Molecule: messenger RNA, 4938 nt
Organism: Lathyrus oleraceus (garden pea)
Lineage: Eukaryota; Viridiplantae; Streptophyta; Magnoliopsida; Fabales; Fabaceae
Exons: 13
Coding region: 1-4938 (1645 amino acids)
Biological process (GO): telomere maintenance; DNA repair
Molecular function (GO): DNA helicase activity
Source: RefSeq, a predicted model, not a curated record
AUGGAAAAUAAUAUUCGUCAAAUAUCAAGUCAACAACAGAGGUCAAGAAGGGCCGAAAAUGAAAGGAAGAGGAGACAAAAUAUGAGCAACGAGCAUAGAGAAAACAAUUUGUCAAGACGACGUGAAAAUUAUAGGCGGCGAAAAGAGCAAGAGAAACAAGCUCAAACAUCUCGCCAUAUAAACAGUCAGUCGAGAGUUCCGUUUCAAAAUUUUACAAAUAUGACUUUUCCAAGAUCACACUUUCAAGGAACUCAUGACAGUGAAGCCGGUCCAAGUAGAAUUACACAUGUUAAUGAUGUUGCACUUGAUCGUAAUUGUACAUCACCUAAUCAACAAAACAUCACGAGUCAAUCCGAUACAGAUGAUAUGGAUGUUGAUGAAGCUUUAGAGGAUGCAGUAAUAUCAUAUGUUAACAUGGAUGCCAGAGAAAAUGGUGCAUUAUCACGUCGUCCUCAAGAAUCAGGACAUGCUUUUCGAGCAAAGCACAAUAUUGCUCGAAAUUUCAAAAAUAAUAUGAUGAUGGAAAAAGCCCGGUUGCCUCAUCCAUUUACCUGUAGACACUGCAAUGCAAGAUUGUUUCAUCAUGAAUCACGUGAUACGUGUUGUAAUGGUGGAAAGGUAUCAUUCUCACGAGUUGAUGCUCCUAUAGUAUUGCAACAAUUAUUUUUGGAUGGUUCAGCUGAAGGAAAACAUUUUAGGCAACAUAUUCGAAGUUAUAACCAUGUGGUUUCAUUCACUUCAAUUGGUGUUCAUGUUGAUGAGAAAAUUCUUGCAUCUGGUCGUGGUAUAUACACGUUUCGUGCUCAAGGUGCUUUUUACCAUAACAUAGGAGGUUUCUAUCCAAAUGAGGGUGUCAGACCGCGUUUCUUACAACUAUACAUCUACGACACCGAUAACGAGCUACAUAAUAGAAUGCAGGAAAAUCCACAGCUGCACCAAAAUGUAGUUCACAAAUUACAGAAAAUGCUCCAUCAGUUUAAUCCUUUUGUAAUUAGGUUCAAGCAACUUUCAAUACUUCCAAAUAUCAGUGAAUGUAGCCUCAUACUUAAAGAGCGUCCACGUAAUCACCAUCAAUACAAUCUUCCAACUGCUGAACAAGUUGCGGCAAUUAUUGUUGGAUGUGAUGCAGAUUCUAUGGAUUAUGGAAGGGAUAUUAAUGUCAUUCGUUGUGAUGGAAAUCUCAAGAAAGUUCAAGAGACAAAGGGAUAUUAUGAUCCUUUGCAAUACCCUGUAUUGUUUCCAUUUGGGACGCAUGGUUGGGACAUCAACACAACAAAUUGCAAUGGACGAAGAGUGUCAUGUCGAGCAUAUUACAGUUACAUGCUUCAGAUUCGCCCAAAUGAUCAAUCAAUGUUGUUAAAUGCGGGUCGACUGUUGCAACAAUAUGUUGUAGACAAUUAUGUCAAAAUUGAAUCAGGGAGAUUAAGGUGGAUUAAAGAGCACCAAAGUGAUAUACGUUCUGAAUUGUACCAAGGUUUACAUGAUGCUUUGCAUGUUGGUGAAACUAAUGCAGAGAACAUUGGAAAAAGAACAAUAUUGCCAUCAUCAUUUAUUGGCAGUCGUCGAGACAUGACACAACGUUAUGAAGAUGGCAUGGCUAUUGUUCUUAAUGGCGGUAAACCAGAUAUUUUUCUAACAAUGACAUGCAAUCCUUCUUGGAGUGAGAUAACAUCAGAACUUUUGCCUUUUCAAACACCACAAGAUCGUCCAGAUUUGCUAACAAGAAUAUUUCGUUCGAAAUUUGAGAAAUUGAAGGAUGAUGUUAUUAAUAAAGGAGUCUUGGGUAAAGUUAAAAGCUACAUGUAUGUCACUGAAUUUCAAAAGCGAGGACUGCCGCAUGUGCAUAUGUUAUUGGUCUUAGAAAGUAACGAUAAGUUGCGUGACCCAAAAGAUUAUGAUAGUAUGGUAAGAGCAGAAAUACCUAAAUUAGAAUGUGAACCACAGUUGCAUGAAGCUGUUGUAAGACAUAUGAUCCACGGACCUUGCGGCAUAAUCAACCGAAAGUCUCCAUGUAUGAAAGACGGACAUUGUAAAAAAAGGUAUCCCAAACAGUUCUUGGAUGAAACACGUCAAGGCACUGACUCAUAUUCCGAGUAUAGGAGAAGGUUUGAUGAGUCUGUAUCGUUAGGUAAAGAUAGGUCUGUCGAUAAUAGAUGGGUGGUUCCUUAUAACCCUUGGUUACUGUUAAAGUAUGACUGUCACAUAAAUGUAGAGAUUUGCAGUAGCAUUAAAAGUAUCAAGUAUCUAUACAAAUAUGUGUACAAGGGCCCUGAUCGUGUGGCUAUGGAGGUUCAUAAAGGAUCAUACAUGGAUGAAGUUCAGCAAUAUGUUGAUGCAAGAUGGAUUUGUGCUCCCGAGGCAUUAUGGAAAAUAUUUCGAUUCACUCUUUACCGAUUAUAUCCUUCGGUUGAAAGAUUGCAGAUCCACUUGCCGAACCGCCAUCAAGUGCGCUUUUAUGAUCAUCAGCAAAUUGCAGAUGUGUUAAAUAAUGAACGCAACUCCAAAACAAUGCUCACACAAUUCUUUGCAUUGAAUCUACGAGAUCCACAAGCAAGAAAGUAUCUGUAUAGAGAGAUUCUAGAGCAUUAUUGUUGGAACAAGCGGGAUAUGGAAUGGCAUCGUAGGCGAUCAACAAGAAAAGUUAUCGGGAGAAUCUAUACGGUAUCACCUUCGGAGGGAGAUAAGUUUUACUUGCGACUGUUGUUAUCGCAUGUCAUAGGUCCAACCAGUUGGGAAUAUCUUCUUACAAAUAAUGGCAUGACUUUCAGUACAUUCAAAAAAUCAGCCGAGGAUAGGGGAUUUCUAGAGACUGAUCAUAGUAUUCGUGAUUGUUUGGUUGAGGCUACGAGUCUCCGAAUGCCAUAUGCUUUACGAAGGUUGUUCGUGACGAUUUUAAUAUUUUGUGAACCUACUGAUGUUAGAGGCCUUUGGAAUGAGUUUUUUACACAUAUGGUAGAGGAUUAUCAAACAGCUAACAAUGUUGUGGAAUCAAACUUAACUAAUAUGUUGUUGAAGGACUUGAAUGAACUCUUAAACCUGCACGGUAAAAAGAUUGAUGAUUAUGAUCUCCCAUCUUUACCCCCUAAUACAAUAGACAGAGGUGCAGUUCCAAGUAUCAUACAAGAGGAGUUAGCGAUCGAUAUCCCCAAUGAAGAUAUUGAAUCUAUUGCUAAGUUAAAUAAUGAUCAAAUGAUUGCAUUCAACACCAUUAUGAAUGUAAUUGUUCAAAAACAUAGUGGGGUAUUUUUUGUUGAUGGUCCAGGAGGAACAGGUAAAACAUUCCUUUAUAGAACAUUAAUGGCAAGUUUAAGAAGUAGAGGAGAAAUUGUCUUAGCAACUGCAUCAUCUGGUAUAGCUGCAACAUUGUUACCCGGUGGUAGGACUGCACACUCUCGAUUUAAGAUACCUAUUGAUAUUCAACCGAGUUCCAUUUGUGGUAUUGAAAAGCAAAAGGAUCUUGCAAAUCUCAUUAGAGUUGCUGCCGCAAUAAUUUGGGAUGAAGCACCAAUGACAAACAAAAAUUGUUUGGAAGCCUUAGAUCGAUCAUUACAAGACAUUUGUAGCAACAGUGCUCCAUUUGGUGGAAAAGUUCUGAUCAUGGGGGGGGAUUUUCGUCAAGUUCUUCCUGUUGUAAGAAAAGGUACUAAGGCACAAAUGAUUUCAGCGUGUAUUGUUCAGUCUCAUUUAUGGAAUCAUACCAAGAUUUUGCAUUUGCGUCAAAAUAUGCGAUCAUUGCAUGAUCAAGAGUUUGCAGAAUUUCUUAUUCGCAUUGGUGAUGGUGUCGAACCUACCAAACCAGAUGACAUGGUGAGGUUACCUUUACAUAUUGCAAUCCCAUGGGAAGGUGAACAUUCCAUACAAGUACUUAUCCAACAUAUUUUUCCUGAUCUAGAAUUGCAUGGUUGGGAUGCCACAUAUAUGGUACAAAGAGCUAUUUUGACACCAACAAAUGAUGAUGUCCAGAAAUUGAAUGAUAUGAUUAUCGAUCAGUUUCCAGGAGAAGAACAUAAUUUGUUAUCGUUUGACGAGGUUGAAGGAGAUAAUCAUAAUUUAUACCAGCAAGAAUUCUUAAACUCAAUUGCACAAGGUAGUUUGCCACCUCAUAUUCUAAAGAUAAAAAAGGGUGCAUCAUUGAUGUUGUUACGAAAUCUAGAUCCUAGAUAUGGAUUGUGUAAUGGGACCCGGUUAUUAUGUCGUGGUUUAUUUAUGAAUAUGUUGGAUGUGGAAAUCCUGACAGGAAGCAACGCAGGAAAACGUGCUUUUUUUAGAAAGCAGUUCCCUGUGCGACUAAGUUUUGCAAUUACAAUAAAUAAAUCACAAGGACAAACUAUUCCAAAUGUUGGAAUAUAUCUUCCACGACAUGUUUUUAGUCAUGGACAGUUACAUGUGGCUUUAUCCAGGGGUGUUUCACAGACUACAACAAGAGUUUUAACCAGGGAAGGAAAAUUGAAAGGAGAAGAUGCCAAACUAGAACACGAUGAAAUCUUCCAAUUAUGUAGGGAGUUGAGACGAAAGAAUGUUGAAACUUGCUUCGACAUGAAAAUAACAGACUUUGAAGAUAAAUGGAACACGUGGAAGGAUGAACAAAGUAUUUCAUCCAUCGGCAAACUCGACAAUAAGGUCAAACGUUUGAAAAUUUACUCCAUCGGUUGGAGCUCCACGGUGAUAACAGAUAAAACACAACUUUGGAAAAUGGUGAAAAGAGAAAUAAUAUCUCAAAGAAUGGAGAGAAAUCCAGGUAAUUCAGAAACAAGUCAUAAUUGUUGUUCUACGAAAUCUAGACUAAAACAAAGUAUCUCCAUUCUCCAGUUUUUUAAAUCUCAAGAGCGCAUUGAUAAAGGGAUGUACGAAGAAUUGAUUCGAAUCUUUAUAAGGGAAAAAGAAAAUACUUCGAAUAGAGAUUUCAUGUUCGGCAUUCCUCUUAAAGAACGUCAUUGA